Messenger RNA from Nicotiana attenuata, 594 nucleotides. Its product is annotated as homeobox-leucine zipper protein HAT9-like. The record is from RefSeq and is a predicted model, not a curated record. Gene Ontology annotation, biological process: regulation of DNA-templated transcription. NCBI's taxonomy places the organism in Eukaryota, Viridiplantae, Streptophyta, Magnoliopsida, Solanales, Solanaceae. Bases 1 to 594 code for a protein of 197 amino acids. Gene Ontology annotation, molecular function: DNA-binding transcription factor activity, RNA polymerase II-specific; sequence-specific DNA binding. The transcript has 3 exons.
AUGGAGGAGAAAAACACUGAGGGGUCCACCUCAAAAUUUUGUAAAAAUGACCUAAGGCAAGCCCUUAACAGUAUAAGUCCAAGAAAUUUCAACAAUUUUGAUUAUGAGAGCAAGAAGAAUGGUAUGAGAAAGAAGCUGAGGCUUACCAAAGAACAAUCCACUUUGCUUGAAGAGAGUUUCAAACGGCACACUACACUUGCUAUGGGUCAAAAACAAGAGCUUGCAGCCAAAUUAAAACUCAAGCCACGGCAAGUAGAAGUUUGGUUUCAGAAUAGAAGAGCAAGGACUAAACUGAAGCAAACAGAAGUGGAGUGUGAGUUGUUGAAGAAGUGCUGCGAAAAUCUGAAUGAUGAAAAUGGUAGGCUAAAGAAAGAGUUGGAAGAGCUAAGAUCAAUCAAGAUUGAUCAAUGGGCGCCACCUUUUCAUCUUCAACUUGCCAAGAUUAGGACAAUCGCCCUGUGUCCAUCUUGCCAGAAUAUCAAAUCUGAGCAAAAGCAUUGUGAUUUGGAUUCUGGAAGCCCAAAAGAGGCUAGUGAUGCAAUGUUCAAAGAAGCAAACUCAGACAAUAUUCUUGUCAAUGAAAAUAACAAUUAG